CCAUAGCGUACUUUUCUUUGCCAUGCUACAGACCUUCUAUCCCUUCAUUUUACUCUCCUCUCUUCUGCUUCCCUCCCUUUUUCCCUCCCCCUGCUUUCUCUCCCUCUGCACUUUGUGAACUGCUGCUGCGGUGCUGAAGUCCAAAGUUCAGUAACUUGCUAAGCACACAGAUAAAUAUGAACCUUGGAGAAUUUACAUUGCUCCAAUGUAAACAGAUAGCCAAGGGUCCCUUUAUCAGCACUGGCUCAGGACAGCUGUGGGGGGUCUGAAGUGGCUCAAUUUUGUAUUUUGUUUUUGGUUUUGUCUUUGAGGAGGGGGGGACGGAAAGGCGGGAGGCUGCGCUGUGCCCACUCUCCUGACAGUCGGGCGCGUUACCUCGGGAACAUGGUGUAGGGAAGCUGGAAGCAGGAUAACCCGAAAUUCCAACCCAAGAGACACCAGCCUGAAGACCAUGGUCUCGAAGCUGAGUCAUCUUCAAGUGGAGCUGCUGGGAGCGCUGCUGGAGUCGGGACUGACCAAGGAGACCCUGAUUAAGGCGCUGAGCGAAGCGGAACCCUACGUGCUCCAGAGCGAAAGUCAGCGUGCUAUCAAUGCGCUCCAGACGGAGAAAGGGGAACCCUGUCCCGACAUCCCCAACGGAAUCGGGGAGUCCAGGCUAUCGGAAGAUGAAACCUCUGAUGACGGGGAGGAAUUUACCCCUCCAAUAAUGAAGGAGCUGGAAAACUUGAGCCCUGAGGAGGCUGCUCACCAGAAGGCUGUGGUGGAAAGACUAUUACAAGAGGAUCCCUGGCGAGUAGCAAAGAUGGUGAAAUCCUACCUCCAGCAGCACAACAUCCCCCAGCGUGAGGUGGUGGACACGACUGGUCUGAACCAAUCGCACCUCUCGCAGCACCUCAACAAGGGCACUCCCAUGAAGACCCAAAAGAGGGCAGCCCUCUACACCUGGUACGUCCGCAAGCAGCGAGAGGUGGCGCAGCAAUUCACACACGCUGGCCAGGGCAUUCUGACAGAGGAGCCCAUGGGAGAUGACCUGCCCACCAAGAAGGGAAGAAGAAACCGCUUUAAGUGGGGUCCUGCCUCCCAACAGAUCCUGUUCCAAGCCUAUGAGAGACAGAAAAACCCCAGCAAAGAAGAGAGAGAGGCACUGGUGGAAGAGUGCAACAGAGCAGAGUGUAUUCAGAGAGGUGUUUCCCCAUCUCAGGCCCAGGGCCUGGGCUCAAACCUGGUGACAGAGGUCAGAGUCUACAACUGGUUUGCCAAUCGCAGGAAGGAGGAGGCUUUCCGGCACAAGCUGGCCAUGGACACCUUCAGCGGACCGCAGCCCAGCUCUGCUCCCCCGCUAACUCCUCACAACUCUUCCUCCCUCCAGCCAACAUCUGCUCUCUCACCCAGCAAAGUUCACGGAGUGAGGUACAACCAGCAGCCAGCCAGCGAGGCAGAGUCCUCCAGCAGCAACCACCAUGGGAACAGCUCCAUGGUGACCACCCAGACCAUCCUGCACCAGGUUUCUCCCCCUGGACUGGAGCCCAGCCAGAACCUCCUGAGCACAGACACUAAGCUGGUCUCGGCUCCCGGAGGAACUCUCCCUCCUGUCAGCACCCUGACCGCCCUGCACAGCCUCGAGCAAAACCCACACACGCUGAGCCAGCAAACUCAGAACCUCAUCAUGGCAUCCCUGCCAGGGGUCAUGGCCAUCGGAGCGGGCGAGACCUCGUCCCUAGCGCCAGCGUUCACCAACACCGGAGCCUCCACCCUGGUGAUCGGCCUGGCCUCAACCCAGCCCCAGAGCGUCCCUGUAAUAAACAGCAUGGGGAGCAGCCUCACCACCCUGCAGCCCGUCCAGUUCUCCCAGCAACUGCACCCGUCUUACCAGCAGCCCCUCAUGCAGCAGGUCCAGAGCCACAUCAACCAGAGCCCCUUCAUGGCUACCAUGGCUCAAAUACAGAACCCUCACGCUCUCUAUGGCCCCAAGUCUGAAGUGGCCCAAUAUACACAUACAGGCCUCUUGCCACAAACCAUGGUGAUAACAGACACAGCCAAUCUCAGCACUCUGACUAACCUGACACCAACUAAACAGGCAUUCACGUCUGACUCAGAGACUCACACAGAGUCUGGGAUGCAUACACCAGUGUCACAGGCACCAACGAUACAUUUACAGAACCAAGACACAACCAUCCAGCACCUCCAGCCGGGCCCUCGCCUCACCUCAAGCCCUGCUGUGUCCUCUAGCAGCCUGGUGCUCUACCAAAGCUCUGACUCCACCAACAGCCACAGCCAGCUGCUGCCAUCCACUCACAACGCCAUGGAGACCUUCAUCUCCACGCAGAUGGCAUCCUCCACCCAGUAAUCCCGACAGCUAGCCCAAGGGUGACUGCCACAACCAACCCACCAGGUGCGACUCCAGCUGUGUCUGCCGCUCAGCCGCCCUCCAGCCCCGUACAAACCCUCGCCCAUCUGCCUCCGGGAGAGAAGGUAUCUGACUCAAGCCAGGAGCCAUGGAAAGAUGAUGCUGGCACUGCUAAAAUCCACUGCCCCCCAAUAAAACAAGCAAACCCAAACCCCACGAGCCAGGCUAAAACGACCAGAUGUCCUUUGGAAUCCCAUCAAGAUGGAUCUGAAUGCAAUACAGCAAAAAAGUCAGGGCGUGGAUGGGACAUUCAUUCUGCUCAGCCUUCAGCAAGCUGGGCCUGUACAAACCUGCCAACACCAGGCUAGGCCUCGCACGAAGGAGCAAAGCUGAGCUGCUGAAGAAGAGACACCAUCUUUAAUACACCUCUUUGGCUGUAAAGACACACCAGUGGGAACUCUGAGAAAUAAUAGUAUCUUGGAGGCAAGACUGAGAGAACCUGGAUCUUGACUGCAAUGAGAAUCACCAAGGAACAGAUUCAGGAAUGGCUUGGCACAAAACCAUCAGUAUGGGAUCACUGACUACAAGCUACAAAUCCUUUAAUUAACUACAAAAAUACCAAACAUCCUCUGUUAAAAAUGACCUGCUCUAAAAUCAUGCUAUAUUAGUGGAAAUGGCUUGGUUAUUUUUAAUAUAGCUCUGCUUUGUUUUAAAUGCAGAAAUAAAAGUUUAAC
This is a messenger RNA of Columba livia (rock pigeon), 3081 nucleotides long. RefSeq names its product HNF1 homeobox A (gene HNF1A). Lineage: Eukaryota; Metazoa; Chordata; Aves; Columbiformes; Columbidae. Gene Ontology annotation, biological process: regulation of transcription by RNA polymerase II; insulin secretion; liver development. Gene Ontology annotation, cellular component: nucleus. The transcript has 10 exons. The record is from RefSeq and is a predicted model, not a curated record. Gene Ontology annotation, molecular function: RNA polymerase II cis-regulatory region sequence-specific DNA binding; DNA-binding transcription factor activity, RNA polymerase II-specific. The coding region runs from base 452 to 2347 and encodes 631 amino acids.